GAGGCUCUUCCCGGGUGUCGGGAUCCGGAAGGCUGUGCCCAGUCCACCUGCACUUCGUGGGCCCAGCGAAGCAGCGUGGGGCGGCGGCGGCGGCGGAGGCCCAGGCUGGGAGCGGAGGCGGCCGGGGGCCCAGCCAUGGCCGAGUCGGUGGAGCGACUGCGGCAGCGGGUUGAGGAGCUGGAACGAGAACUUGACCGGGAGAGAAGCCGGCAGGUCGUGGGCGGCCGGACCCGCAUCGAGAAGAUGAGCUCCGAGGUGGUGGAUUCCAAUCCUUACAGCCGCCUGAUGGCCUUGAAACGGAUGGGAAUUGUCAGUGACUAUGAGAAAAUCCGUACUUACGCUGUAGCCAUAGUGGGUGUUGGUGGAGUUGGUAGUGUGACUGCUGAAAUGCUGACAAGAUGUGGCAUUGGUAAGUUACUGCUCUUUGACUAUGACAAAGUGGAGCUGGCCAACAUGAAUCGACUUUUCUUCCAGCCUCAUCAAGCAGGACUGAGUAAAGUGCAAGCAGCCGAGAACACCCUGAGGAGCAUUAACCCUGAUGUUCUGUUUGAAGUUCACAACUACAAUAUCACCACAGUGGACCACUUCGAACAUUUCAUGAGUAGAAUAAGCAAUGGUGGAUUAGAAGAAGGGAAACCUGUUGACCUGGUUCUUAGCUGUGUGGACAACUUUGAAGCUCGAAUGGCAAUAAACACAGCUUGUAAUGAACUUGGUCAGACGUGGAUGGAAUCUGGGGUCAGUGAAAAUGCAGUUUCUGGGCACAUCCAGCUGAUGAUCCCUGGAGAGUCGGCUUGUUUUGCGUGUGCGCCACCGCUCGUGGUUGCUUCAAACAUUGAUGAGAAGACCCUGAAACGAGAGGGCGUCUGCGCGGCCAGUCUCCCCACCACCAUGGGAGUAGUUGCGGGGAUCUUGGUACAGAACGUAUUAAAGUUUCUGUUACGUUUUGGCACCGUCAGUUUCUACCUUGGGUACAAUGCAAUGCAGGACUUUUUCCCUACCAUGUCCAUGAAGCCAAACCCUCAGUGUGAUGACAGGAACUGCAGGAAGCAACAAGAAGAAUACAAGAAGAAGGCCGCGACACUGCCCGUACCGGAGGCCACGCCCACGGAGGACGAGGAGAUCGUACAUGAGGACAACGAGUGGGGUAUUGAGCUGGUGUCUGAGGUUUCAGAAGAGGAACUGAAGAACUCUUCAGGUCCCAUUCCCGUCUUACCCGAAGGAAUUACAGUGGCAUACACAGUCCCAAAGAAGCAGGAGGAUUCUGUUUCUGAAGUAACAGUGGAAGAUUCCGGUGAAAGCUUGGAAGAUCUCAUGGCCAAGAUGAAGAACAUGUAGACAGUGGACUGGCAUUUGUUUUAUUUUCUGUGCUCAUUCUAUUCCCUUGGAAUUAAAAAAAGAAUCAGAACUAAUAAACCUAGGGCCGCCUUAACUGGCAUGUGAAUCUUCACUGAGUGUCAUGCUGUAUGGAACACUAGUGGUUGCUUCUGGCUUCCCUCUACAACUGAAUCAGUAAUGCUCCUACAGAAAGGAAAGGAGAGGCCAUCCCAUCCCAUAAUUUCCUUUACAGUAAUUCCCUGUCUAUGGACUGAGGCCCUGGACUGUAAGUACAGAUGAAGGAUGAGAUCUUUACCCUGGCAGCUGUGGCUAGCAAGUGUCUGAGUGUCUGAAUGGCUUCCUACCAGUUACCCAUGAGUGCUGAUCUGACCAGGAGUGAUGUUAGAGAGUCAGCCUAUAGAAUAAACAUCCCUUCAGAUGUUUCUUGGUGAGAUACAAGUAGAAUGUCUUCAUUGGCAUGUCUAAAUGAGUUAAAGAUUUAAGAAAAAGCACAGAUAAAUGCAAGCUGUCUUCAUGGGCAGACAAGUAUGUUCAGGAAAAACCAUCAUUGUAUUCUAAUUUUUACCGACCAAGGAAAAGGCAUUGCCUUCUGUAACAGAAGUGCCUGGAGUUACCAUGUGACUCAAGAACAGGCAUGAGCACAGUGCAUUAUAUAGACUGUGUACAUUAUAUAGACCAUCUACAUCAUGUAGACUGUGUACAUCAUGUGGACCGUGUACAUCAUGUAGACCGUGCACAUACAUCAUGUAGACUGUGUACAUCAUGUAGACCGUGUACAUCUUGUAGACUGUGUACAUCAUAUAGAACAAGUACAUCAUAUAGACUGCUCCUGAAUAUUUCAUUUCACCUUGAUUCCCUAAACAGGGAGAUGUUAGCAAGGUUUGUCCUGAGUAGUGGGCAAAAUGAAGAACUGGAAAUUACCUCUGCAGUGACUGAUGAGUAUUUAUUCCCUGCAAAGGUUUCCAUGGCCCAACUAUGACCACUUAAAUUGUAAACUGAUGAAUGACGUAAAUUAUUGAUGAGUUUUAUCUUGAGGAUAUGAAAUGACUUUAUGAAUGUCUAAAUUGUGUGUAUUGGGAAAUGCUAGCUAAAGUUCAAAGUGUCAUUCCUUACUUGUAAAAUAAAGUUGUAAAGACCAA
Molecule: messenger RNA, 2474 nt
Organism: Peromyscus californicus insignis
Lineage: Eukaryota; Metazoa; Chordata; Mammalia; Rodentia; Cricetidae
Gene: Uba5
Product: ubiquitin like modifier activating enzyme 5
Exons: 12
Coding region: 136-1335 (399 amino acids)
Biological process (GO): protein ufmylation
Cellular component (GO): cytoplasm; cytosol
Molecular function (GO): UFM1 activating enzyme activity
Source: RefSeq, a predicted model, not a curated record